Messenger RNA from Gavia stellata (red-throated loon), 2587 nucleotides. It is a transcript of the gene VRK1, whose product is annotated as VRK serine/threonine kinase 1. The record is from RefSeq and is a predicted model, not a curated record. Gene Ontology annotation, cellular component: cytoplasm; nucleus. Gene Ontology annotation, biological process: signal transduction; peptidyl-serine phosphorylation. Gene Ontology annotation, molecular function: ATP binding; protein serine/threonine kinase activity. NCBI's taxonomy places the organism in Eukaryota, Metazoa, Chordata, Aves, Gaviiformes, Gaviidae. The transcript has 13 exons. Bases 109 to 1350 code for a protein of 413 amino acids.
GUGGGAAUUUCGGACGGGGUGGAAGGAGCGGCGGCCGGGCCUGGGCACGGAGGAGGUAUUUGAAGCCGGCGUCUGCUUUUUGGGUGUAGUUUUUUUUUAGGAGGGAAAAUGCCAUAUAAUAAGACGACUGCUGGAAAAAGAGCCCCUGCAAAAAGGAAACUUGCUGAAGUAUUUGCUCUGGGGGAGGUUCUAGCAGAUACAUCAAGAAAGGAAUGGAAAUUAGGUGUCCCUAUAGGGCAAGGAGGCUUUGGACGCCUAUACCUUGCUGAUGUUAAUUCUUCAAAGUCAGUUGGCAGUGAUGCACCUUAUGUUGCAAAAGUGGAACCCAGCCAGAAUGGACCUCUUUUUACUGAGUUAAAGUUCUACAUGCGAGCUGCUAAGCCAGAUGAAAUUCAGAAGUGGACUAAGUCCCAUAAACUGAAAUAUUUAGGUGUACCAAGAUACUGGGGUUCUGGCUUGCAUGAAAAAAAUGGAAACAGUUAUCGAUUUAUGAUAAUGGACCGAUUUGGCAGAGAUCUUCAGAAGACGUAUGAAGAGAAUGCAAAGCGAUUUUCCCAUAAAACUGUACUACAAUUAGGCCUGAGAAUACUUGAUAUUCUGGAAUAUGUCCAUGAGCAUGAAUAUGUGCAUGGAGACAUCAAGGCCUCAAAUCUUCUUAUGAGUUACAAGAACCCUAAUCAGGUGUACUUGGUGGAUUAUGGACUUGCCUACCGAUACUGUCCUGAAGGAGUUCACAAAGUGUAUAAAGAAGAUCCUAAAAGGUGUCAUGAUGGAACUAUUGAAUAUACCAGUAUUGAUGCACACAAGGGCGUGGCACCAUCGAGACGUGGUGAUCUGGAGAUCUUGGGUUACUGUAUGAUUCAUUGGCUUAGUGGCCAUCUACCAUGGGAGGAUAAUUUGAAAGAUCCAAACUUUGUCAGAGACUCAAAAAUCAGGUGUAGAGAUAAUAUUUCAGUUUUGAUGGACAAAUGCUUUCCUGGGAAAAGUAAACCAGAUGAAAUAGCCAAAUACAUGGAAAAGGUGAAGCUACUGAGCUAUGAAGAGAAACCUGUUUAUCAGCAUUUCCGAGAAAUACUUCUGCAAGGUCUUAAGGCCAUUGGGCAAAAAGAUGAUGGAGUACUUGACUUUGCCUUGUCAGAGAAUGGAGACUUGCAAACAAAUCCCAUGCAAAAGAAAAAAAGAAAGGCAGCAGCUGCAACCAAUGGGAGGACUGAAGCAGAAAUGGAAGAUACAGGAAGUCCAGAAAAAAAGAAACCUACUUGUUCUGACGCAGUAGCUACCAGAACCCGGAAGAUAACCUCACCAAAACCCAAGAAAGGCACAGCAACCAGAAAGAGAGUCCAGAAGUAAAUAAUAGAUGGAGCAACAAACUAAGUUGCUCUUUGGCACAUCUCUGGGGUUUUUUCAGUUACUGUAGCACUGGAACCUUUUUAUUUCCUUUUUAAAUGAUGAAUCCUGUGAAAACGUGGGCUACUGUUUGUACCUGUUUUUGAAGAAUAAAUGUUUUAUUAAAAUAUUUGUGUCAUUUAUGUAGACUUAAAUACUAACGCAAAAUUUUGCCAACUUUGAAGUGAGGAUGCAUUUUCAUUCUUUAUAUACACGAAUUCAUAUCUUAAAGGCAAACUAAAAGAAGGUGCUUUUUUUCUGCUUUAUAAUGUAGAAAUAAAGCCUUAUUUAGUUUCAUUAUGGGAACUUUAUAAGGAACAGCGGUGUUACAUCUGAUUUCUUCUGAUUUUGAGUGAAGUUUUAUUGGAAGUCACUUAGAUGUACACCGAGGUGAACUCUGAAAUGGUAGAGACAUCUUUUAAGUAUUUCUCAAGUGUUUAAAUUAAAAAAAAAAGAACAUAAGACAAAAAUCACAUCCUUCCAUUCCAGUUUGUUAUAAAAUGUGUUUCAACAAUUCUCUGGAGGACAGGUAGUGAAUUUUAGUUAUUUUUUUGCAUAGUAGUUGGUUUUGUAUCACUUUUCAAAUUAUUCAGAGUUUCUCUGGAAAGGAGACCAGAAUUUCAGACAUAGGGCCCAGGGCAAAGAGAAGAACCAACCAAUGCCUUUUCUUACUGCUCCCCGCCCCCCUGCCGGGUUUUCUCUUUAUAUUAGUGAAAAGGCUAUAAAAGUUAUAAUAAUGAAGAAUAACUUUGUAAAGUAUCUAGUUCCAGUGAAAGCUUCACUCACAUGUGCUUCUCAUAACAAAAUAAUGGUUUACCUUUUUUUAGUAGUUGAGAAGCAUGUAACCUUUCUUAAAAGAACGUUCUUGCUUUGCUUUGAGUCUUCUGUUCAGAGUUGUAAGUCAAAAAAUGCAGUGCUUCAUUUCAGUGUGAAAUACCACUACUUUUCAUUUAGAUACUGCAAAAAUACAUACAAUUUGGGCAUGAACAUUCUUAUCAGGGAGACUGCUUUAUGAAGUUUGGCAAACCAAAAGGAAUCCUUACGAGCCAAUGGGUGGUGUAUUUGUGUGGAUGUCCAGCGCUCUGCUUGCUUGAGUAUGUAAUGUCUGAGUAGCUACUCACUGAAAUAAAUGUUGUAGCAUAAAAUGUUGAAUGAAUGAUGAGGUUAUGUUUUGAAAACAAUGGAGUCCAUUGUUUUGAAA